AUGUCGAAUUCGAACUCAGGCUAUGUUCCGCCCCCGUCGACGGGCCACGAAAUCGGCGUCAUGUUCGGGUUUAUCGGUGCGUUCCUCCUCGCCAUGAUCUUGUACGGCGUCUGGUUCAACCUGUCCAACAAGAAGAGCCUUGCGCGCGAGAACGAGCGGUUGCGGACCGUGCGACAGCAAUUUGGCAUCUCGACGGACGAGAAGCCGAGGGCGGAGAAGACAAUUUCGUAG
Molecule: messenger RNA, 231 nt
Organism: Verruconis gallopava
Lineage: Eukaryota; Fungi; Ascomycota; Dothideomycetes; Venturiales; Sympoventuriaceae
Exons: 2
Coding region: 1-231 (76 amino acids)
Source: RefSeq, a predicted model, not a curated record